Dendronephthya gigantea is the source of this 1562-nucleotide messenger RNA. RefSeq lists its product as uncharacterized. The record is from RefSeq and is a predicted model, not a curated record. NCBI's taxonomy places the organism in Eukaryota, Metazoa, Cnidaria, Anthozoa, Malacalcyonacea, Nephtheidae.
CCUAACAGCUCUGUCUCUUCUGCAAUAGUGUGUAGCCAUCAACCAAUGUGCGUUGAGCACCACGUCUCCUUCAUUGUAGACCUUGAAGCCUUGAAGUCAAAUAGUGAUAUCAAGUGUGACGAUGCAGGAAGUUGGCAAAACAACAGUAACGACAAAUUUGGGUUUCAAAGAGAUGGCGAUGAAUGGAUUCAAUGUGCUAGGUCAGAUGAAGAAGUUCAUCUCAAAAGGGAAUAUUAUUGUUUAAAAGAUGGUAUGAAAGACGACUUCAGAAAACGAAUCGAUACGAUAAUUUGGCCUGAAGGUGAAAUCCACAGAUAUUGUCUGGUCCAAUACUCGUUCAAAGGGGGAAAGGAACAUCCAAUUCUUCAACGACAACAUAAAAACGCCAAAUCAGAGUCACGUGGUCCAUACGUCCGAACAUGGGAGAGUACGAAAGCCCUUCUGAAAGAAAAAAUGGGUGAAAUGAAUCCACGUGAGGUCGUGCACAAGACCGUAGCAGAGGAUUUUGGAGGAAUUUCCAGUUGUUCUGGUAUAGGAAUGGUGCCUCGAGAUAGACAACAGGUUAAGGAUUUUUCAAGAAAUAAAAAGAAAAGUAAACGGCAAAGGAAAACACUAUCAGAAGACGCCAACGACGAUGAUCCUUGGUUUCGCCUACUCGGAGAAAGCAAAAAGCAAGCGUCAAAUAGAAGUACAGCCUUUAUAAGAGAUGUAAGAGUCGCACCUGAGCCGCUUUGUGUUAUGACGUCGGACAGGCAAUUAAAUGACCUAAAGCGGUUCUGCUGCAAUCCCGUAGAAUUUCGUCCAUUUACCGUGGAUCCAACCUUUGAUAUUGGACAUUACAAUGUCACGCCAAUAACUUAUCAACAUCUGCUGCUCGAAAACAGACGCGACGGAAAGCACCCAUCUUUAAUCGGCCCAGUUUUACUUCACAAUAAGAAAACAGAAGAAACGUAUUCAAGCUUCAGUGCAACACUGAAAACACUGGAACCAGGUUUACGGGACCUAUUGGCAUUCGGCACGGAUGAUGAACAGGCCCUCAUCUCAGGGUUUCGAAACAACUUUGAUCGAUCAAUUAACUUGCUUUGCGAAUUACAUUUGCAGAAAAAUGUCGAAAGGAAGCUGCAAGAAUUGCAAAUCCCAAAACAAAGUAAAGUUGAAAUCAUCACCGAUAUAUUUGGCAGGAGGCAUAGCGAUAUUGUAGAAAGUGGAUUAACGGAUGCCAAGAGUGCGGAAGCGUUCGAUACAAUGCUGGUUAAUCUAAAGGAGAGAUGGUCUUCCCUUCAUACUAAAGGCCAAGUCUUUUAUGACUGGUUUGUCUCCAGAAAACGUGAUGAAUUCAUCAAUUCCGUUAUCAGUAUAGUACGCCAAAGAGCUGGUCGGUUGUCCUCCUGAUCGUUUCACAACAAACCGAUCAGAACAAACGAAUCGGUCGAUCCAAGAAUUUGUGAAAUCCGAGUGCAAAAGCGCAAAGAAAAUCGACGAAUUCACCUUCUCUGUUUGUUUGUCGAAACUUGUCAAUCAACAGAAACAAGAGGUUGAGUUAGCUGUUCUUGGCCGUGGAG